Molecule: messenger RNA, 531 nt
Organism: Pochonia chlamydosporia 170
Lineage: Eukaryota; Fungi; Ascomycota; Sordariomycetes; Hypocreales; Clavicipitaceae
Exons: 2
Coding region: 1-531 (176 amino acids)
Source: RefSeq, a predicted model, not a curated record
AUGGUUUGCUGCAUUGACUACCUACCUAGUAGGUAUGUUGGUCGACGAAACACUGCUCACCAUGAGGCCCAUUCACAGCGCUUAGGUGUGACCAGACGAUCCAUCGCUGGCUAUCCUAGCCCCUUACAUUGUGUUCUCCUCCUUAACCAAAAGGUCAGAUUCAACCAAGGACCAUUAGGACAUAUGCUCCUUUGCACCUCACUAACUUAUCAGAAGAUACUGGAGGAAAUGGCCGCGGCUCAUGGGUGUCUCCCUCCACCAAUGCUGCAGAAUCAGAGGCCACUGGGUAUAGAUCGCCUUGAGCAGAUAUUUCGCGCAGAUGCCGAGUUCCGGCUGAUGGAGUUAUUUCUCUUUCACUUCCGUCAAACAGGAUAUACCUUACAGCAAAUCUUUCUACGUAAUCCGGCAUUUGGUACUGUUGAUCCAGCAAAUUUAGAAGCAAUAUUCUCUACCAAGUUUAAGGGCAAGUCCAUCGCAAAGCUAUCAGACAAAACAUACAAUGCAGAGACAAACAAGAUUAUUAACAAGUAA